Messenger RNA from Phragmites australis (common reed), 2246 nucleotides. RefSeq names its product IRK-interacting protein-like. Bases 264 to 2027 code for a protein of 587 amino acids. The transcript has 2 exons. NCBI's taxonomy places the organism in Eukaryota, Viridiplantae, Streptophyta, Magnoliopsida, Poales, Poaceae. The record is from RefSeq and is a predicted model, not a curated record.
ACACAGGCGCUGUCAAUCUCUUCAAAUGUGCUGUUCCCUCCACCACCACACCCACCCUCUCCAGAACAACCAAUCUCUCUCUCUCUCUCAAGAAUUCUCUAUUACUGUUCCCAUUCCUUCCUCACUGGUGCCUCCGCCUCCCACUACGUUUCCAGAAUCCCAAGAACUCGCUUCCCUGCAGCCAGCGUCCCACCACCGCUACCACCAGCAGCAGCUUUGGACCCAAAGGCGCAGCCUUUGACUCGCCACACGCCGCCGUCGCCAUGGCCAUGGCCGCCGCUGGCGCCGAGGGUUUCGACCCCGCGGCAUCGUCCGCGCUGCCCGCCCCGGCCACGCGCCAGGACAUCCAGGCCGCCAUUGCCAAGGCCGUCGAGCUGCGCCAGCUCCACGCCACCCUCCUCCAGCGCGGCGUGCCCAAUGCCCGCGCCGGCGCUGGCGCCAGCCGCAGCCCGGCCGUCAUCCGCCUCCCACCGCCUGCUGCUGCGUCCCCUGCCUGCUCCAGGACAGCCGCAGCGGAUGAGGAAUACCCAGUGUUUACUCCGGCUUACGACGACGAGGAGCGCGGGGCUGAGCUGAACCACAUUUGUCAGGACAACCGGAGCCGGUCGGAGAACUGGACCGGCGUCGCCUUGGACCGCGACGACGACGCGGCCUUGUCGGACUAUGACAACCUCCAAGCCGCCUUCUCUUCCUCCAACAGCGAGGUCCACUUCCCUUCCUCCAACGACUAUCUCCGGAACAGGGGCGCGGCGUACAAGAUCCACCCCGCAUUCCUGCACUCCGCGCCGUCGGCCGACCGUUUCCUCCCGUCGGCCGGGAGGGCGGCGGCCUACACGUCGGAGCUCAAGCUGCCGCCGGCAACGUGCAGCAACACGUUCAGGCCCGCCACGAUCAGUAGCAGCAGGGUGCCGCCCCCGUCGGCGCACUCACGGACGAAGCACAAAGGGUUGCAGAUCCUCUCGUGGUUCUUCCCCAAGUCGAGGAAGAAAGCCAAGCCGCCUGAGAUGAUGUCGCCGGCCGCCAUCGAGCGCGAUAACAUGUCGCGGCUUCUGACUGAGUGGGGGGCGCUGUCUCUCGACUCCCUCAAGAAAGAGCUCGCCGAGGCCAACGCGCACCGGGACGCCGCGCUGCGCGAAGCCGCAGAGGUGAGGUCGUCACUGGGUGAGCUGGCCACCAAACUGGUGAGCGUGGAAGCGUACUGCUCGGAGCUGAAGAAGGCACUGCGGCAAGCGACCAACUCGCCGUCCAUCUCCCGGAGAUCGACGAAGUCGAUCGAAGCAAGCCGAGAGCUCCCGAUGCCGGUCAGCCACGACGUAAUGGUGGAAGGCUUUUUGCAGAUCGCGUCGGAGGCACGGCUUUCGGUGAAGCAGCUCUGCAAGGCUUUGAUCCAGCAGGUGGAGGAAGAAGCCAACGAUGGCCUGUCCGACAAGCUGAACCUGCUCCUCCGGCCGUACCAGCUCGCUCUCACCGGCGGCAACGGCAAGCACGGCUCGAAAGCCGUACUCUACCAUCUCGAAGCGAUCAUGAAUCAGGCCUUGUACCAGGACUUCGAGAACUGCGCGUUCCAGCGGAACGGGUCGCCGAGGUGCCUCGACCCCGUGGAGGAUCGCCGGCAGAGCUUUGCCGCCUUCGUCGCGCUGCGCAACCUGAGCUGGAACGAGGUGCUGAGGAAGGGCACCAAGUACUACAGCGAGGACUUCAGCCGGUUCUGCGACCGUAAGAUGAGCGGCGUCGUGGCCACGCUGGGCUGGUCGCGGCCGUGGCCCGAGCAGCUGCUGCAAUGCUUCUUCGUUGCCGCCAAGUGCGUCUGGCUGCUCCAGCUGCUGGCGUUCUCCUUCGGGCCGCCGCUGACGAUCCUGCGGAUCGAAGAUGGCCGUGCAUUUGAUCAGAUGUACAUGGAAGAUAUCCUGCAAGACAAGCAACAUACGCAGAGUCCAUGUCAAGUAAAGAUCAUGGUGAUGCCAGGAUUUUAUGUACAAGAUCGAGUGCUUAAGUGUAGGGUUCUCACAACAAGAUCGGUAGCAUAAUUGGUGCGAUGUCUUAGCUUUAAUUGACCAGUAGCUAGUGUGGUUUGUUUAAGUGCAAUAUUUUCUCUGUUCAGUCCAAAGGUACGGAAAUGUUGGUUCAUUGUUUGCCGGUAGAUUUGGAGUAAAUGUUAGGGAAUUUAGCCUGGUGAAAGCAACAUAUUUAUCUACUGAGAUGAUAUAUAUGACACCGGAGGCACAUUGUUUAUUAAGCUCUAAGAU